This is a messenger RNA of Xyrichtys novacula (pearly razorfish), 16346 nucleotides long. The record is from the annotation of a GenBank genome assembly. Lineage: Eukaryota; Metazoa; Chordata; Actinopteri; Labriformes; Labridae.
CUCCUUUACGGCAAAUGGAAUAUGGCGGAGGGUGAGAAAUCCCAAGACGGACUAGAGCUCAGCAAGGUAUGAGUUUUAAAGAGCUCUUAUAUCUGACAGCGGGCCGUAUGGGUGAGGGACAAACCACGGAAAUAUAACGCCUUAGCUCCUUUGUACUACAUGGUUUUAGCGCACAGUUAGAAGGCAUCCUCUUGACAGGCUAGCAUCCGUGGUUAGCUCUGGAGCUAGUUAUCUAAAUGUCAAAAAUAGGCUGUCUGUGCAGAGGCUUCACUAUUCAAUUCUAAUGUACAGUUUGUAAAUGUUUCCAUGACUGGUUAGAUUUGUGAUCUUAGGACGGGGAUAAUGUGUUUUUGUUCUCUGCGGUGUGUUAAUCUCCAUCCUUUUGCUGUUUGGCCACCGCUCCUGCCCGUCUCCCUCUCAGAGCUGCCAAGAGUUUAGAAAUGUUGAGCACCAUUGACCUGCCUGUGCGUAAAACUCCAACUUAUGCCAAAGGUCUUUUACAGUUUACAAGUGAAAUUAGUUUACGAGCGGUAAGAUUUGGGGAUUGAUUGAGAGCUUUGACCGGCUUGAUAAAUUGUAAACAUCACCCAGUAAAAAGACAAUAAAAACAGCGUCUAUAACGGUCCGACGUUACUUAGCCUGAAAAAAGAAAGAAAGAAAGAAAAAAAGACGUCUAAAUGAUAUCGGAUGUUUUUCAUACCAUCAGAUCCAGCACUAUGAUACGAAUCUGACAGUUUCACUUUCAGCUUGAGUAAAAACACAAAAGUAUUAUGUAUUAGUAUGUCGUAUUUAGGUUGGAUGUCAAAUCUGGAGCGAUGCAGAUGAAACAGGGUUCUGUCUUGAAAAUAAUAGUUGUAAAAGUAGUUUUGUAUGUGUCACUAACACCUUCCCUAAGGUGCUAGAUGUGACAGAUAAUUUCUCGGGCUACUGGUUCAACCUUUGAUAUGUAAAAGAAGUCCCGUCUAUGUGUUAUUCAACAGUCAUAACUAACCCUCAAACACUGAAUGACUGAUGAUUCCAGCCUGCAUACUUCAGUUUUACUUUUAAGUAACACUGUCACUGUUCUCUAUUCACUUCUAAGUAAUGGGGUCUACAGCCAGAACAAAACUAGAUAUCCUACUGUCAUCACAAUGACUUUAUCUUUAAAAUGUGCAUUUUGCAUUCAGACUCACACAUUGAGUUUAUUUCAGAAUGCAAAAUCAUGCAUUGCUAAGGUUUAAUAAUUAUCCUUGCAUGACGCUACCAUUAGUGGUUUCUGCAUGUGGUUUUAUUGUUGCAAUCGAGUCUGUACUAAACCACACUCGCUCUCCUCUGCUGUUUUGCAGAAAUGGCUGGAAGCUUCAGACAGCAGGGCGGAGCUGCUUUGCUACCUGAAGGAGCAGGUGCCGCAAAUCUUCUGCCUGAAGAAAGAGUCCAGCCCUCAGGAGGAAGAGGAGCUCAUGCAAAGUCGACUCCUCCACCCGCUAGAAUGUUUCCUGUUUGGAGAGGACUCUCAGGAGGGUCUGGAAAAGCUCAAGCAGGGCAGCACCUCCUCCCAGCUCUGUGGACGCGUCUUCAAAGAGGGGGAGACUGUUUACUCCUGCAGGUCUGAAAAGACACCAACAAUUUAUUUCGUAAUUAGUUAAUACAGGAAAUAACAGUAACUCUGAUAAAAUUAUCAGCUCUAAUGAAUAAAUAAGUGCAAGAAAGUGUGUUCACAUCUUUCUGCCUAUUAUUUUGUGCAACAGUUUUUCUAAGCUGUCUUUCUAAGGAUGUCUUGUAGGUUUUAGGCCAAUGUGGCACUCAUUUGAUAAAUCAGAGGUAUAUUUUUGUCUUAUUUUGAAUUAAAAAGUUGUGUAAUUAUUUUCUAUUUAGACCAGAAUGUGUUUGAAAUAAUUCAGGUACUGUAAAUAUCCUAUGAAUAGUAUGUUUUCUGAUUUCAAAGCAGGUAAAGGUCAUUAGGUAAACUUUAUUUAGUAGAGUUUAUAAUACAGAGGAAGUCAUCACACAGUUCAGACAAAACAAUACAUGUAAUAGCAUGUCUUUAAAUGAUUCUUUUUGUUGAUUUUUCGAAGUUAAGUAACCAACACCCCUCUUCUUAUUGCAGGGAUUGCGCCAUAGAUCCUACAUGUGUCCUGUGCAUGGACUGCUUCCAGGAUAGUGUGCACAAAAGCCAUCGUUACAAGGUUAGUGUUUCAAGAAAUGCCCACAGUUUUAGUAAAAUCCAACUGAACUGCAUUCUUUCAUUAUUAGUAUUGUUUUUAUCAGUCACUGUAUGCUUGAAAAAUAGCAGUGAAAUUCACAUUUUAUUUAUGAGUUCAUUAGACCUAUACUUGGUCACUUCAAAUAAACGAAGGAGUUAUAAUUGGCCUUUCGAGUUAGAAGCCAAAUGUUGCACAGUGAUGAUUCCUAAAGUUUAAGACGUCGUGUAUCUUAAUUUGGUAUGGUGUUUAUCUAACCACUGUACUUACUGUAUCCAUUACUCUUUAUGUUACUCCCCCUUCAUGAAAUCAAGUAUGUGAAUUAUUUUUACCCAGAUGCACGCAUCAUCAGGCGGGGGCUUCUGUGAUUGUGGGGACGUUGAAGCCUGGAAGAUUGGCCCCUGUUGCUCCAAACAUGACCCAGGGGCAGCCACUGCCAUGGUAACGGUGAGUUACAUAAUAGAGCGGAAAAAGGGACGUGGGAGGGGCAUGCUUGUCCCAUUCUGUGUCAGUGAACCCCAGAAUGCUUAUUUUCCCAUCUCAGUCCUGGCUGAUGCUCUCUUGGCUGUGACUUUGGCUCCGGAAAUGAGACAGAAAAGCACUUUGUUGACCUGAAAGAAGAAAAGAAAAAUUUAUAACUAGGUUAAAAGGCUUGGGAGGUGAUUGAGUGUGUAAAAGCUGGUGGAAAACAAUCGCUUUCAUCCUGCUGAAUAGCGCAGGGGUGCUGCUGGAAGACAUUCUGCUGAUUGAUACAGCGCAGCACUUGUUUGUCAGGCCUUUCUUUGCUGAUCACUGUGUUUCUCUGAUAAGAUCGUGCUCAGGGGCUUUGAACAGAUGUCCAUCUUGACGUCUUUGUGCCUGUUUUCCGUAAACAGCAGGUGUUUCUAUUAACAGAGACAUCAGCAGCCUGGGUUGAUGAGGCGCUUUUAUUUUAUUUUUUUUGCACCAGAUUUAAAGCUAAACUCAUUAUAAUGUUUCAGAUCUCCUUUUGUUUGUAAAAGACUCAUUCUUUUUCUCACACAGCCCUGUGACGUAGACACUGCUAUCAAUACACAGACUCACUGUGUGUUUUGAUUGGCUUGUGAGUCAAAUGCUGACAUUUGUAUACAAAAUACUGAAUGUCUUUUAUGGAAUGUUUGCUCUCAGGCAGCUGGCUUUGUGAAAUUAAUACCCAAUUCCCUGUUUAGCUUGGGAACAAAAUAUUUAUACCAGCCCUUUGACAUAUUGUACACACUGCUGGUGACACAGGAAAUAGGGAACUAGUAGAGAUAGUUAUAACAGGCUUUGUCCGAGUCAAAUAAGAUCUGCAAAUUGGGAUAAAAGAUUAAAUGUACAAACUUUAUAAAGUUUAUUUGCAGCCUAAACCCAUUCAUGAUUGUCCUUAAUAGAGAAAAAAGUCAAACAUGGGAAAAAAAAAAAGAUUAAAAACACAACUACAUUUUGGUGUCACUGAAUGUGUAAAAUAAGAUUUUGAAACUCUGAUGAUAGUUUUCGAAGUACAAGGGUUUUGGGGAUGUGUGUUUAAGUGUUUUUCUCAUUUGUUGCAGGAUGAGUGCAUGUUGGAGCCCGAGUUAUACGAGCGCGCUGAGAAACUGUUCCGGGUGCUGCUGCAGUACGUUACAGAUUUCCUGGUUUGGGAGGAGAACUUGGAGCUGUCAGCUGAACUCCAGCCCCGGUAAGAUUCAUCUGAUCACAUGCAAAUAAAACCAUUAAUAUAAAAACACUCCAGUUGACAUAGCUAUCCAUACUGGCAGGACAAAAGAGAACGCAUACUACUGCGUUCUAUACAACGAUGAGCACCACUCAUAUGACCACGUGAUCUACACCCUGCAGCGCUCUGUUCACUGUGAUCAGGCGGAAGCUCAGACACAUACAGCACUCAUUGACAAGGAGGUUUGUUUUUCACUCUUGAAUUUUUCUCUCCAUCACUCUCAUUCUGUCUAAUUUCUAUUGUGUGUUGAUUCUUACCAAAACUCCUUCUUUUUGAGAACUUGCUGGGCUUAAGUUUAUAUUAAUAAACUCUAAAUACGAGCCCUCAUGAAAUCAACUGCAGAAUCUGCCAUAAUCGUCCUUAUCUGUUGCACAGGGUCGACGGGCUGUAAAGAGAGGAACUCUUCUUUCCUGCCAGCAGGCCAAAGACCUUAUUAAGGUCAACUAAACUCACAGACUCUACACAAGUUAAACUGAACAACUUAAAACAAUGUUAAAUCUUGAACUGUAGAUGACUCUUUUACUUCUGUUUUAUAGGCGAACUCUGAGCACAUUUCGCUUCAGCCACUACGUGUUGAGAUCCUUCACGCGGCAGUAAUGGCUCACCAAACUUUUGCCCUGCGCCUUGGCAACUGGUUCCAAAAGAUCAUCAGUUACUCAGGUGCUGUUAUGUUUGCACUCUAUAAAACUUUACUAUCCAUUUAUUGAUCUUUCACCUUUAUAACUAAAACACAUCAACACCUAUCAAGUGUGUAUUUGCACAUGCACAUGUGUAUUGUAUGAUAAAGAAUCAGUUUGUGUGUUUUGCGCAGUGGGCUUCAGGCAGGCCUUCAGUCAAGUGGCGCUCGAGCCGAACACAGACGGAGAGGGGCCCUGCCUCAUCAGCAGACUCAUGCUGCAUGAUGCCAGGAUGUACAAAGGCAAGUGUAAAAAACAACUGAGUUUUAUUUAGCUUCAAAUAAGCUUGAUUGAAAAUGAAACUCACAUUAACGUUACUUUUUUAUCUCACUCAGGAGCCCGCAAGAUUGUACACGAGCUAAUUUUCUGUAGCAUGCUGAUGGAGACGGAGUUCAAGAGGCUUUUUGCGAUCGAGUUUACAAAGGUAAAGGAGGGCAAGUGUUUUUUUUUUUUAUUAUUGUAAGGCGAUUUUUCCUAACUUUAUUUAAUACCUGUUCUAUGUUUGUGUUUUCAGCACUACAAGCAGCUGCAGAAGGAUUUCAUAAAUGAUGACCAUGAGAGGAGCAUAUCCAUCACAGCUCUGUCUGUCCAGAUAUUCACUGUACCCACAUUGGUAAGCCAUUUUCAUUGUGCAGUCAUCGGUGAAAGAAGUUUGGUGGCUCUCAUAUUUGUGCCUCUUAAGCUAUAUUUUGCCACUGUCCCUGCGUCCUCUUCCAGGCCAGACAGCUGAUCGAAGAGGGUAAUGUCAUUAAAGUGAUAGUUGACACAGUGAUGGAAUUGCUGCGUGAACAUCUGGACGACAACAACCGCUUCUUCUUCCUCGGCUACAACUCAGACAAGUUCUCACGCAUCCAGGUCAUCUUCCAUGACCUCAGGUUAGUCAACAGGCAACAACUUAAGGCGAAGUACUCAAGGACAUAAGAUCACGUCUGCAGGCAUUUGGCUGAUCUUAAUGCUGUGUCUAAGAUGCAAAUUGUGUCUGUCUCAGGUACAUUCUGAUCAGUAAACCCUCAAUAUGGACGGAAGAGCUGCGGACACAGUUCCUGGAGGGGUUCAAAAUCUUCCUAGGUCUCCUCAGAUGCAUGCAUGUAGGAAUCAUCUCAUGUUGAAGUGAUUUAUCCUAUCACAAAAAGGCUAUUACCUUCUUUUACUUGAGUUCUGUAACUCCUGUUACUUUUUUCAGGGCAUGGAGGAAGUGAAGCGUCAGUUUGGUCGGCACAUCGCGGUGGAGCCUGAAUGGGAGGCUGGUUUUUCCCUUCAGAUCCAGCUCCGCCACGUCCUCGCCAUGUUUCAGGACUGGUGUUCCUCUGAUGUGAGUUGUGGUAUCAAAUAUUUAUCAAAUGGCACAGAAAAGAGAAGUAAAUAGGAGUUUAGAGAAUUUCUUCUGUCAACUAUGCUUAUUCUAAUCCUCAGGAUGAGAUCUUGCUGCUUGCAUUUAAAGAGUGCCACGCAGUCCUGAUGCAGUGCAAUAACCAGCCCUUCCACAGAGAGGCUACAGACUACUACAUGUGCAAACACAUCCUCCAUGUCCGCCCAUACAAAGUGUCUCAGGAGCCUGUUAGCAUACAUCUGCCCAUCUCCAGGCUAUUGGCUGGUAGGAGAAUUGAUUAAUCAUUUUUUUGGUCAUUAAUUGACUCUUUUUGAUCGGUUCUUAACUCAUUUCUCUUCAUGUGCUCCCCAGGCCUGUAUGUGCUUCUGUGCAGAACAGGAGCCAUUGAGCGCUUGGAUAAUCUGGUCAGUAACAAGAUAAAAAAUGUUUUGUAAUAACCUUUUAAUAAUAACCAGUCUUACGAUGGUAUUCACAAAGGAGACAAUUAAGGCAGAAAAAACAAGCAGUAACAUGUUCACAUUUUUGAUGGACAGAUUUUAAAACAUUAUGGACAAAAAAAGAAAACAAAAGAGAGUUCAACACUCAGUUAAAUAUGUCGUUUUGUGUUCACUGAAUGAACUUAACUCACCCGUUGGUAUUUGAGUGUAAUAGUGUCCGCCUUGUUGCAGGGGAGCUAUGACUUCACUCAGCUGGCAGAGCAUCCUCUGCGAUGCAUCGUGUUGGCUGCACAGGUCUCAGCUGAAAUGUGGCGCAGAAACGGGCUCUCAUUAGUAAGCCAGGUAUUGAAAAUUCUUUGCUUUUUUCAGGCAGUUUUUACUCUCGUUUUUAUUAAUUGAUGGAGCGACAGGUUAAUUGAGUAUCUUUCCUCAGGUUUACUACUAUCAGGAUGUUAAAUGCAGGGACGAGAUGUACGAUAAGGACAUCCUCAUGCUUCAGGUCAGUAGAAACAUAACAUAGUCUUUUAUCUUACUUCUUUUCCUUUAAACAUACACAUUUAUUUUCACAAUGCAGUGAUUUGUUUCGACCCCCACAAUUAUUUUUCAGAUAACUGCUUCCAAAAUGGACCCCAACCACUUCCUCAUGCUAAUCCUGUUAAGAUUUGAGCUCUUUGAUUAUUUUAACGGAAAUUGUUCAAGUAAAGAUCAGGUGAGGAAUAAUAAGAUACUUACAUGAUACAAUAAAACGCUCAGAAACAUUGAUCUGCCACCAAAUGCCCUUCCUGUUUUUGAAAUGUUUUUUUGUUGACAGGAUGAACUGGUCCAGUGGAACCGGUUGACUGAGGAGAUGCUAUAUCUUCUCAUCGUCAUCGUUGGUAAAACACUCUUCAAACUUUGGACGUUAGCUAGAUUUGAAAAACAUUGUCGUGUCUGACCAGUGUUGUGUUUUCAGGUGAACGCUAUGUACCUGGUAUUAGUCAUGUGACCAAAGAGGAUGUGACAAUGAGGGAGGUUAUCCACCUGCUUUGCAUUGAGCCCAUGGCUCACAGUAACCUGGCCAAGGGUCUGCCAGAGAAUGUAAUCUCAUUAUUCUUACAGAUUAAAUCAAUGUUUGUUUUAUGAGGUUCACAUCAUUUAAAUUUGGUUUUCCUGUUUUCUUUGUAGGAGAGCCAUGAAACAGGCCUGGAGUCUGUGAUUACCAAAGUUGCCACUUUUAAGUAAGAAAAGAUUGUGCCAGAGCAUUUAAGUUUAUCUUGGCUGUUACUUUGGCGUUGGUUUAAUCACUCUUUUCUGCUUCUUGAAUAUUUUAGAAAACCAGGCGUUUCAGGACAUGGUCUGUAUGAAGUCAAAAAAGAGCGUUUGGUGGAAUUCAACCCUUUCUUCUACCAUUAUUCAAGAUCCCAGCACAGCAAGGUAAUGAAGCAUCUCAACACCAGUAAUUGGCUGAGCUUGUGUUGCGUAUCUUCUUCUUAUUUUUGUCCUUGACUUGUUUUAGGCUGAAGAGUCUCAGAAGAAGAGAAGGUGUCAGGAGAGCAAUGAUAAAGGUGAGCAACAUCAUAUCCCUGCUCAGGCUCUCUGCGCUGUAGCUGGUGGUAUAUCAGCUCUAACAGUCUGGCUUGUUUCUUAUAUUUGUCUUAGCUCUGCGUCCUCCGGUGCCCCCGGCUUUCUGCCCAGCUUUCGCCAGCAUAGUGCGCUUGCUCUGCAGUGACAUCAUCAUCCACGUCCUCAGGCGGGUCCUGCAGAGAGCUGCAGAGGACCGGGCUACACAUUGGACAGAAGCCAUGAUCCAGAGGGUACACAGUGCAUUAAGUUUUUCAAAGAGCACCUCUCUUUACUUUUGCCAUCACUUACUGUCAGUAACAAACUGCAUGUAUUUCCCACACAGGCCCUGCACCUGAUAGGUCAGGCAUUACUGGAAGAGAAAGCACAGCUUGAGGAUAGCUCUGUGGAGGAAGUGACCUUUGAUUUCAGCCUGAAGGCCCGAAGUAAGUUACAAAGAUUUUAUGUCUCUGGAGUCUCAAAGCUGGAAAAGCAGGUCUGGUUUUAGAAACUUUGUGACAUGAUAUCUCCUUAUGUCUAACAGGAAUUGGAUCAGAACACGGCAAGUCAGUGUUUCUCCUAUUGUCCAAGAUUAAGACCAUUCCUUCACUUGAAGCCCAGAAAGACAUGGUCAAAUGGGUCCUACAGGUAGACUUUUUUUUAUCCAGAUAUUUUCAAUUUACAUUACAAAACAUUUUCUAUGUCUUUGUUGACUGUUUACAGACCCCCUCUGUCACCUUAUCUUCAUUGAUUCAUGUUUUUCUCAGAUGUUUGAGAUCAUCAAGUGCCUUAGGGAGAAGUCCAGCCCGUCAGCAUCUAUGAGUGCAGAAACAACCAAGCCUGAAGAGGUAAAAACUAUUUCAUGAUGACUUCAAAAAUCUGGAUUUAAGAGUAUAAUCUGCUUGACCCUGUCCUUGUUUGAUAUGUGGCUUGCUUCUGACAAAGAAGGCUCUACACUUUGAGAUUUUGGGAGGGAUAAAUUCAGAUAAAAUAUCAGAUUAAAGAGGGCUUUAUUAUCAUUAUUGACUUAUUAAGAAAUAUGAAAGCUUCAAGCCUGAUCUUAUGAUUUGCCUUGCUCCAGAGCGCCCAGGACAAAGAGAAAGCAGAGCGCAAAAGAAAAGCUGAGGCAGCCAAACUCCACCGGCAGAAGAUCAUGGCCCAGAUGUCUGCAAUGCAGAAAAACUUCAUCGAGUCAAAUAAGAUGCUGUACGACAACAUGCCAGAGAGCGGUACACAAGGAGAGCCUGUCACAUCCACUGAGAGGUGAGCUCUUUGGGUGUUUUCAGCUCAAGAUCCAAACUACUGGCUAUCAGUGUGUUGGUGUUGUCUGUUCCAUUUCAUGACAGAUUUUGAACUCGCACAGUUUUAAUCAACAGCUCUGUUUACUUUAGGGUGUUUACCAAUGCAAGGGUUAUCUAAAUGAAUCAAACCAGUGGACCAGAGUAGCUCUCCAGGUGCUGAGCAAGGCCUGGAAAAAGUUUCACUUUAAGAGACAUGCCAUUGAGAUUUUAGACCAGCGGCUCUAUGUUGAUGCAACGUUUAAAUGCACACAGUUUCAACAUAGCAGAUUUUUUUCAGAUAACUUCAGGUCAGAGACUAUUUUAGUCACAAAAGUAAACAAAAGGUAGUGAAGCUAAUCUGAUGAGUAUGUUUACUGAUACAUUCAAGGCCAAAAGUCAAUAAACAUCUUGUUCCUUUUACUCAACUGUCCAAAUUAUACAAAAGUUAGGGGAGAUCAGGCAAAGUGAUAUCUGAAUAUUACUGGAGGGAUAUUUGGAUGUGUCAGGUCCCUCUGCCAAGUCUGCCAGAAGAAUACAAUAAGAUAUCGUCUGACUAAUGUAUGUGGAGGGAAUGUGGCAAAUCAUUAUUAUUGAUCAUAUUUUUCUGAGCUGUGUUUCAAUUCAUCAAUAUUGGCAAGGGACUGCAAAAGAAACCUCGACAGUAAUAUUCAUUCUAUUUUGGCUUCUUCCUUCAGCUGUGCCAUGGAGCAGAGGGAGCUGUGUGUGGCCAUCGGCCCCCAUCGAGGCUCCACCCCAGCAGAGAGGGAGGUGCUCACCUGCAUUCUUUGUCAGGAGGAGCAGGAAGUAGCUGCCCAGGCUCAAGCCAUGGUGCUGACUGCAUGUGUGCAGAGGUCAACAGUGCUGACACAAUGUAGAGGGAAGAAACUGAUCUGCAUAGGAGAUGGUCAGUCUCUUAAUAGCAUCACAUUUUAUUGAUUGAUUGACUGAUUGAUGUAGCAUCUGUAAUAAUUAAUGGAGGUAAAUCUGAUUCUGCCACAUGUGACACAUGUAUCCAAUGUAAUAAUCUCUUAAAGGGACGGCGUAUCCCCUCUUCAUGCCUCCUGAGCUGGCAGUAGGUACCCAUACAGGCAGUUGUGGACAUGUCAUGCAUGCUACAUGUUGGCAAAAGUGAGUAAAUUUGGACUAAAAUUCCUUUAUUUAUUUUUCUUUUUGUGUUCGUUCUGCUCUUGUGGUUUACUGCAAAUAUUUAACCCUGAUGCCUGGUGUUUUUUCAGAUAUUUCGAGGCUGUUCAGAAUACAACCCGAAACCGACUCCACGCUGAGUUGAUCAUCGAUCUGGAGAACGGGGAGUACUUGUGUCCCCUCUGCAAGUCUCUGUGCAAUACCGUUGUACCUCUCAUCCCGUUAGAACCACUAACAUUUAACUAGUAAGUCUGAUUCAUCAGAGCAUUGAAAGAUGGAUGUUCAAAUGAGGGAUUUUCUGUUAUUUAUUUUUUUUCUGUGUUUGAAUGUAGUGAAAAUGCAGAAAUAAUUGAGCAGCAUUUGACCAUGCCUCGCUGGAUCCAGAUCCUCACUGCCAGGAUUAAAGGACUCAAGUCUGUCACUCAGGACAACGGUAAGAGGACACACUCAACACACAGUAAUUGCAUUUCUUUUAGAUGGGUGAACAAGAAUGUCACAGAAAAAGGCUUUAUUUAUUUUUUGACGUUGCUUAUGAGAGCUUUAUGAAAGCUACUGCAGCUUCAUGUCAUGUGCAUAACUUAUCCAUCAAAUACGGAUGGAGAAUGGAUGCUUAGCCCUGCAGCUGCGUAGCAUUAGUACUUUGCUGGGUCUGGUGGAAGGCUUCAGACAGGCCAAUAAACUUCAUCAAGCCGAGGUGUUUCUAAGGUUUAGUAGAAGUGACGAUGGCAAAGAUAACCAGUGAUUUACUGUGCGGUGCAGAUUUCAACACAGAGAGCAGCAGUGUUGAUGGCAGCGCAGGGGUGUGUGGAGAGAGCCAGCCAGACUUCAGAUCCAUUCUCAGCUACGGAGUACAGGAACCGUGAGUAAAACUCCCACCUUCAGAGUAUUUUUGAGCUAUUGCACAACAGCUUCAAGAUCUCUGCUUGCUGUUUUCAGGAGAAAACUCUCGGACAGCAUUGUGGAGAUGCUGGUUGUGUGCGCCACCACAGUCCACAGGGUGGGACUGCAGACAGCACCCAACGAGCUGUGCCCAUGUGUGCCCCUCAUGACUUGGAACACAUGCGCCUUCACAAUCCAGGCAAUAGGUACAGCUAGACUCUGCAUGUCUGGUUCCUAUUGUCCAGCCGCUUGCUUAUGUUGGUGCUGGUCUCAUAAUACGUGUCUGUGUUUUAACAGAAAACAUACUGCAGGAAGAGGAAAAGCCACUCUUUGGGUCCUUACAGAACAGACAGGUUUGAUGCCAAGAAGUGCUGACUGUACAUGCUGUCAUGAUUAAUGAUCUGGCAGAUUUGUGAUAAGCUUCUCUAUUCUAGCUUGCAGGUCUAAAGGCCAUUGUGCAGUUUUCAGCAGCUCAGAGACUCAAGAGCUCCCAGGCUGUCAUUCAAAGGCACUUCACAGGCAUGCUGGGAGGUGUGUGGUCAUUUAUCAUCUUCUGUUUUUCCAUUGGAUUUCAAUGCAUGACUGCAUAAAAAUUGAAAGUACUGUAUGAAAUGUGACAAACUGUUUUAUUCUUGUUAAUCUCCCCAGUUUUACUACCAGCCAUGAGUAGAGGCAACACACCCUCUCUGCUGGAGGUGGACUUCUUCCAUCUUUUGGUAGGGAACAGCUCUGCAGCAGAUUAUCGGACUUAAACUUGCUAGAACGUACCUUUUUUUAAUUUUAUUUUAACAUUUAUAUUAAUAAAAUUGGUUCUUGUCUUUUGUCAGGUGGGGUUGGUGUUGUCUAUUCCCUCACUGUACCAAGAAGAGGCUGUAGACCUGCAGCCGUCUGCUGUCAGCUCUGCCUACAACCACCUGCACAUUCUUCAUCUGGUCACCAUGGCUCACAUAGUGCAGGUCCUCCUGUCCUCCACAAGUAUGAAAGUCUCACACCUUUUACAUUACAGUCCAGUCAAACACCAAUAACUACCUUACAGUGAUUUACAGUAAGACUCAUGAUUAAGACGAGGGGAUUUGGUUGUCUGUUCUGCUUAGAUUUUCCUGCAGUGUCAGGAGGAGAAGAGACAGAAGAGGCGAGAGCGGCUGCAGAGCUCUGCAGCGCAGUGUCACAUCUCACUGAGAGGUACGAGUGUCUCUCAAAUGACGGUAUCUGUGAAGCUAAAUUCACCAGGAACAUUUUGGUGUGGCAUUAAGAAUUUGCUCAACAAUUGUAGAACAAUCGUAGGUGUUGAAUUAAGAUCAAUAAAGUUAUUCUUAAGGUCCUUACACACCAGGCGCGAAUUUGUCAGGCAAAUUAUUCGCCUUUUUCUAAAAUAGCAUAAAGUCAAUGCAAGCUUCCACACCGGCGGCGAUUUUUUCCGCGGGGCGAAAAGCGCCUUUUAUUUUUUCGCUCUUGUGUCGAAUUUUUGGGAGAUUUGCAGGCGAAUAUCUGGACCUGCUAGACCUGUGGCCAAUCAAAAGUCAUGUUGUUGAUGACGUCACAGACCAAUGCAGCUGCAGUUCACACGACACACACCACCACGGGCACCAAGAGCAACGAUGGGAGAGAGUGUGUGCCACAGAGUGGUCGCCCUGUGUGUAUAAGCGAAAGCAAUUUUUCGGACCGGCGAAUAUUUUCGCAUUUCCGUCUCGCUUUUUUGCUUCGCUCCGCAAAUUCGCUGGUGUGUAAGGACCUUUAGAAUAUUAGUCUGGUGAAUUCAUUGACUCAUCUAAAAGUUUUUUGUGUCAUUUAGUCGGACUUGAGAAAGCCAAAAGUCUCUGUUUAGUGUUUAACAAAACGACAUUUUCUCUUACAAAGGCCCCAAAAUUUUGUGAUGAUCAGUGUUCAACCUCAUGUUGUGCUGAGGAACAAACUUUUAUAGUCCUUAUUCAAACACAUCCAACUUAAAGGGAAUGUUUUCUGUGUAAAUGUUGAUUACACUUAACUCAUUUGCUCUUUUAUUGUUUACAUCUUUACAUCUUUUAAUUAACUAGCACAAGUGCAAAUAGUCUGAUUUGAAGUUUCAUAAAACCACAGGGAAGAAUUUCUCAUCAGCUUGUUUCAUAACCAAACUUGGCAGGACUGGACCCCGCCUAUAAUGAAAGCAGAUUCUCGCAUUUCUUUUUUGCCUAGAUCCUCUCCAUGCUGCAUACUCAGAGAUGUGUUUGGCUCGACUGACAGAUUGUUUUGUGUUUUGCGAAUCAGGUCGACUCCUGAUGUGUCGGGCGCCUCUGUGGCAGAGAAGGUGAAGAGAGGAAUCGAACCGUUCCUGCGCUGUGCUGCUCUCUUCUUUAAUUGCCUUACAGGAGUGCAUCCUCCAGAUGAGCUCUUAAGUGCUGCUGGUAGGUCAAGCUCAGGUAUUAGAUUGUCGUCACACGCAGCACAAGGUGAUUAAUGAAUGAAAGCUGAUGUUUUGGAUCUCUUCAGUUACCUCUGAAGGACAGAUGGAGGCAUUAUGCAGCUACUUGGCUCUACCCUCAAAUGUAUUCCAGCUCUUCCAGGAGCACAGAGACACAGUUACUCCACUGCUGCAGAGGUGGGUGUCAGAUACUUCAGGAUUGUAUAAGCACUUAUUCACUGAUUUUUUUUUUUAGUAAUAGCAAGAGAGAUGAUUAGUUUUAUGACAGUGAUAUUUCUUCCUCAGGUGGUGUGGAAACCAAGCUGUAACCAGGGCUCUGAAAGGAAAAGUGCAGACACCCAGGUGGACUUUUAUCUUUGUUUUGUUUUCUUCACACUUUCAUUUAAUUUUUUAAAAACCUCAUGGAUAAAAAAAUAAACUCUUCUCCCAGAUACCCGAGGAAGAGGAAUCGACUGAUUGAGCUCCCCGAGGAUUACAGCGCUCUCCUCAAUCAGGCCAGCCAUUUUCAGUAAGUAGGGAAUUUAAUCCUUUCAAUCAAAACUUAUCACAGGAAAAUUCACCAGAGGAGUUUUAACAGCUCAACAACUUUUUUAAAAGAUGUCCAAAGUCCAUGGAUGAUGAGAGAAAGCAUCCGACCCUGUGCCUGUUCUGUGGCGCCAUGCUGUGCUCUCAGAGCUCCUGCUGUCUCAGCCCGCUGGAUGGGGAGGACGUGGGGGCUUGCACCGCCCACGCUGCUGUCUGCGGUGCUGGAGUUGGCAUGUUCCUCAGGUAAGUCAAUCAAGAGAAGUAUUUUUCAGUUUUUCUUUUUACUGUAAGCCAGAUUCUAUCUCACAGGAAACUUACUUUAUACAUUUGUCUGUGUCGGCAGGAUAAGAGAGUGUGAAAUAGUCCUGAUGGCCAGCAAGACUCGAGGAAGCACGUUCCCCGCUCCUUACCUGGACGAUUACGGGGAGACUGAUCCUCAUCUUGGGUAAUGAGACUGCCACUUGUACCAUCCAUCCUUUUAACAACAGACAGUACAUCACUAGAUUAACUUUCAUAUAUGGUAAAUGAAGUGCACAAUGUAGUCUUUUCUGAAAUACACCUUUUCUCUUUUAAUUUCUAGGAGAGGCAAUCCCCUGCACCUUUGCCCAGAGCGUUACAGGAAGCUGAAUCAGCUGUGGCAGCAGCACUGCAUCCUCGAGGAAAUCGCCCGCAGCCUGGAGGUGGUUAAUGUUAUGUUUGCCUUUGAGUGGCAGAUGUUGUGAUGAUUGCUCCCAUUGUGGAGGCCAAGGAGAAAAGAGCACAGCCAUAGAGCACAACCUGCUCCAGUGCUCACCUAUUCACUCACUCACACACACACACACACACACACACACAUAUACACACACACAUAUACACAUACAAACAACAACAAUCCUCCUCCAAUCAAAGGAGGCUUAAGUAGCCAAUCCUUCCCUGAUGAAACCCCUGCUGGAGCCAAGAGAAGUGGGACAGUCAAGGAGGAGAAGGAGGAGUGGUGGAUGAUAAGCAAACCCAAGUCGCCUUGUUUUAAUUUGAUUGUUUGCUGCAGGAAUGAGUAAUGUUAUUUGCAAAGAGGCUCAUUCAAAUAAAGACAAACAUCAGAUACAUGCUAACAUCUUUUAGUUACCAGUGUAUGUUUUUGAUUUUUCUCCUUGGUAAUGCUGUGAAUUUUCUGCGUUUUUCUUCUUGUGUUAGAAAAUCGAAUUUGUUCUUAAGUUAUAAUUUUUGAAGUAUACUGUUUUGAAGGAUAUUUUUAUGAUGAAAUGGUCAAGCACAGUUGAGAAUCCAACACAUUUUUGUUUAGCAAAGUAAAGCAAUGAUCACUUCUCCUGUAGCCUUUAAUCCUAUAAUUAGACAUGUAUGUAAUGGAGAUAAACAGAGCAGACUCAGUAUUCACACAGAAGUAUUUACAGCUCUCUUCUAGUUUUCUGACGUUUGGAGAUAAACUUCUAGGCCAAAUAUAUGAUUAUUUAAUUAGAUAUCAUCUGUAUAUUAUUAAUAAUUUAGACUUUAAUGAAGGGACCAUAGACAGUUGAUGUACACUGACACACUUAAACACAAUUUGGAUUUAAGUUAAAAAAAACAAAGUAUUUCAACAAUGUAUUUAAGGAAAAUGUACUUUUUAUUGAAAAACAUUUCAGGUGGAGUCAUAUAUCUUUUCAGUAAUUGCAUCCAUUAUUGCUCAGCCUUUUCAGGAAGAAUGUGUGGAUAUAAAGUUUCCUCCUUUUUUGUGUUUGACAAUGUUACACAACUUAAAGGCUGGAAAUAAAGACACUAGCCUAAAUACAAAUGACUGCUUCUGUGACCUGAAUCAAUAAUAUCUUAUGUUAAAAAAGAAUUUGAUUUUCUUUGGUCAUAUUAAGACUACGCGUCCUCUGCUGCUGUUUACCCACAGUGUAAACCGAUAAUCUACAGAUAAGUAUUUCACUUGUCUGACACAUUAAUUCCUAAUAUUUAAAAUUGACUAUCAUACAUACAGUCUUUACUUAAGUCAGCACUAUACAUAUCCUCGCCACUCUGCAUGACCUUUUGCCCUGUGAGGCUAAAUACUCCUGAUUCUUAAAUGAAAUGUAAGGAAAGCACAAGGUUUCUUUUCAGGUAGUCUUCCACCAAGGCUUUUAGACUGAAAUAACAGCAUGACAAGGCAGCCUCUCUGAUGUACUGGUUUGUAACAUAACCACAAAGAUUAAACCAGGCCAUCACCAGCUCAGAGGGUUUAUUGUCCUUUCCUUUGUAAAAAAAAAAUAAAAAAACUUUGAAAACUCAAAA